AUGGAAGUCCCAUACACGUGUGAUUCUGGGAUUGCAGAAACAUUUGAACAUGACCAGAUACUCAAUCGAAGUCAAUGGAAAGAGAUUUGGAAAUCUAACCUAGACCAUGUGAUGGUACCAUCUCACGAGAUAGAGGAGGCAUACUUGAGCGAUUUCCCUCGGCUAUGGGCAUGCCUCUGUCGAGUCAGUACCAAGUACCGUCUGACGGGCAUUAAUAUAGCCAGACAUCAUGCAGCUUACCCCUACUAUACCCCAAAUGAUCCGGGAAUGGCAAGAAUCGGUGGAAGGAAAGGUUCAGAUAAUCAAACAGUCGAUGAGAGAAGAACUAACCGAUUCGACAAUUCUGAUUUCACCCAAUUCUAUGCUGCAAACAUUGGAAGACAGCCCAGUCAAUAUAAAGGGAAGUUGCUUGGAUAUCUCAUCCAUGCCCAUUGCUGGGUGCUCUUCAGCCGAAUUGAAGGGCGGAAACUGAAAGAGGCUGAACUCGCUAAACUCAUUCAAGUCUGUCGGAAUCACUGGCGAAACAACAAAUUGUGGCGAUUAUAUGACUACAACGUGCGAUUCAUUGAACCUCGCCAGGUCCUAUCGGAGUUUGAGUAUGGCUUCGAUAUCUAUCAGAAUCCACUAGUCGUGCCCGAAGUUCAACAAGCCAUGAAUUGUGCAAAUGUCGAAAGUCUGCGGGAAUCAAGAAGCCGUCAUCUACCUUCUCAGUUCGGCAGCAUUCCAUUAGAAGUUGCCGUUCUGAUCGCUGAGCGGCUCUGUCCUAUCAAGCAUACCCUGGAGGAUAUAAAGAACACGGGGAAUAUGCUUCUGGCGUUCGGGUGGAAAUUACCUGAUUGGUUUUGGCAAGGACGAUUGGACGAGCGCUUGUUCAUUGAAUUGGAUAAAUUCAAGAAGGCGAGAUCUCCAGUAGGUUGGCAAUUGCGACUGAAUUUAAUUUCCAGUAGUCUAGCGAGUCGUGAACGAGUGCUUGGUGUUAUGCUUGAUGUUGAGAAAGCUAUCUGA
Penicillium hordei is the source of this 1005-nucleotide messenger RNA. RefSeq lists its product as uncharacterized. NCBI's taxonomy places the organism in Eukaryota, Fungi, Ascomycota, Eurotiomycetes, Eurotiales, Aspergillaceae. The record is from RefSeq and is a predicted model, not a curated record. The coding region runs from base 1 to 1005 and encodes 334 amino acids. The transcript is spliced from 3 exons.